AUGGACGCGUUCGCCAGGCUGCAGAACUGGUCGACGUCGCUGCAGGCGGCCGCGCGGGACGGGGACGCCGCGGCGAUCGACAGGCUGUUGCGGUCGGGGUGCCACCCCGACGAGGCCCCCAAGGCCGGGGACGACAGCCCGCGCAGCCGCGGCGCCUCCGCGCUGGUGUACGCGGCGCGGGGGGGCGACCUGGACCGCGCGGCCGCGGGUGGAGAGGCAACGGGAAGGAAGGACAUGACCGCCAUAGUAUUUAGCCUGACUGCUGACAUGGCUUACGUGGCGGCCGCGGGCAUGAUCGCCCUCGGCCGCGCCAUGGAGCGCCCGAGCCACUCCGAAGACGUCCUGCGCCGCUGGUUCGCAGAGGCGAAUGGGAAGAAACCUCCCGCGGCGCUCACUGAAGCCACGAUGGUCGGUGCUAUCGGCAGCCCAGGCGACCUCUCCAACGUCGACUGGAAGGCAAUCCAUGAGAUCAUGCACUCAGGCGAUAACAACAGCCUGCCGCCACCGCUGGGGUUCCCCGUGAAGAACGACAUCCCCACGUUCCUCAAUUCGCACGUGUCCAAUUUGGCCGACGGCUCUAUAGCCGCGAAGCUCAUCAAGUUCCUCGGCAUCAAGAAGUUUGCCGCCAUCAAUCAGGAGUUGAUCUUUGGCGACGCGUAUCGCAUAUCCCCCAGUGGCGCCGCCGCUUACCCCGAUGACGGAGAGGCAGAAUACAUGGGCCUCGGUUGCGGCAUGGGCGAUAGCGAGGCCGACGCGGAGGUGCAGCGCCUUCCCGAUAUGCGCGACGAGGCAGAGGAAGGGGGCGCGCUGGGCGUCGGUUUCAGCAUGGGCGGCGGCGGCCACGGAGAUGCGACGCCCGCCGCGCCGCGCCCGCCGUCUCCCGAGCGCGUCGAGGUCGAGCGCGGCUCGCGGGAGGCCAAGCGCGCGCCAGCGAGGCGCGCCGCCGCCAAGAAGCACGCCGCGAAGAUGAAGAGGGCGGCUUCGGCUGCGCCGGCCAAGCACGCGCCGCGCAUUCGCCGCGGCGCCGCGGCUGUUGCAAGGGGCCGAGGGGACAGGGCUGCGCGGGAGACCUGCGUUAAAGACUUCGUGAACCGCUCCGAAAAGUUUCUGGUGGACAAGCUGCGUAAGGGGGAGAUCUUGCCGAAGUGGGGCGGUUUUUUCUUCCGCACCGACGGCGCGAGGUCUUACAAGCUGAAGGAGGAGGGCGUCGUCCGCGAUUGGGUGGCCCACCAGAAGAAGCGCGCCCAUGCGAAGGGGGAGCGGGUCUGGCUGAAGCCGCCCCACAGCCAGAAGCGCCACCGCGAUGUCCCAGACUCUUCCAAGGCGGGCGCAAGGAAGAGGAUCUGGGUCAGAACAGGCACGCAGAUCAUCGAUGGGACUUGGCGCGAGGUCCGCCGCUUCGUCGGGGAGAGCAAACCCGUCGGCUCUGCCCUCGUCAAGAAGGCCACGCUCGGCCAGGACGAGGCCACGCUGGGCCAGGACGAGGUUGGUGUCCCAGAGGAGGCACUCCCGGGGCCAGAGAGCCUUGGCAUGAACAGCUAUACGAAGACGAUCGGCGGUGCCAAAAUCGAGGUGGUGCUGAAGCACCGCCACUACAGGAUCAAGUCAGUGCCUGCAGAUGGCAACAAGGACAACGUGGGCCGCUCCAGGGCAUUCAUGAAAGACGUGAGUGCAGCCUGGGAGGACAUCUUGAAGCUAGCCGGCGUGCGAUUGCUCGACUGGAACUUGGAGUUCGCUGGCGCGCCCACGCCAUGCCCCGCAGCUCGCGUGCUAAUGAUAGAAGGGGGAGAGGUGGAAGGUGACGAAUUAGAGUAUGGUAUGAGAAGCGUGACGAGGGAGCAGCAGGGUAGGAUCGGCACUAUGGCCAAGCAACCCAAGCUCAAGAAGCCCCGCAAGGUCACGAGCAAGCCCGCAAGGAGGUUCAUGCCAAAGAUGAACGAGGCCACUACUAACACGAUCAAACAGCUGGUGCGCAUGAAAGCCCCAGCUGUGCUUGUCUUGGCUGCUGCGCUGAUUGGCUGCCCUGGCAAAUUGGAGGUGGAGUUCUUCGAACAAAUGGCUGGCCACAAGGCGAUCACCCGUUCAUUCGCUGCUGCUGGAUACAACGCGGUCCCUUUCGAGAUCGAGGACGACAACGUCUAUUGCGACUUCGUGGGGAGCGACGGGUUCGCGUGUGCCCUCCGCAUCGCCAUGUCAAUGAAAUUUGGCACUGGCAGCUUCGGGGCACCCGUGUGGGUAUACCUGUGCCGGCUCAUGAAAGUGUGGAGGACCCACAUCUGGAUGGCCGAUUUCGGGGGGGAGACUGCCAAGCCGACCUGGCUGUACAGCAAUGCGGAGUGGAUCGGCGAGAUUAAGGUUAUUAGCGGGAAGAAGGGCGCGAUGAAAAACAGCCAGCACUACCCAGACAAGUUUGGACAUGCUGUUCGGGGACUGUUCGAGCGCCACUGGUCAUCUAUGAAAAAACAGGCGUUCCAGAUGAACAAAGACCUCAGUUCUGGUGAAGAUAGCAUUGACGUUGCAAAAUACAUCAAGGAGAUUAAGGAUCAUUGGAACGAUUCAACCCUGCCAAAGGUCAUUGCUGCUCUGACUGGCGGAUCGGCGUGA
This is a messenger RNA of Prorocentrum cordatum, 2604 nucleotides long. NCBI's taxonomy places the organism in Eukaryota, Dinophyceae, Prorocentrales, Prorocentraceae. The record is from the annotation of a GenBank genome assembly.